GUUUUGUAUAGAAAUGGAAGCACACAAAAUUGAUAUUGAAAAGCUAAUUAGCGAAGUAGAGAACCGACCGCCACUUUGGGAUAUGAGGAAAAAGGAAUACAGCGAUAGGGUUAUGAGAAGAAAAUGUUGGGAGGAACUUGUAAAUUUGUUUUCAAAAGAAAACAGCACAAUUGACGAAAAGAAGCAGUUAGGCAAUGAAUUGCAUAAGAGGUGGAAAAAUAUCCGAGACAACUUUUCAAGAGAUAUUCUUCAAAGGAAAGGAAACUCAGGGGCUGGAGCUUAUCGGAAAGCUCCUUACGUUUAUACACAGAGGUUACAAUUUCUCACAGAUGUAAUACUGCCCAGACAAACCACCAGUUCAUUAGAUAAUGAAUAUUCAUCCGAAUUAGAUACAAAUAACCCUGCAACGCCUACUUUAAUCUAUAAAGAAAAGUAUAAUUCUAAAAUUGGCAAAAAAAGGACACACCCGGUCGAAGAAGAAAAUUUCUUACUUAAUAUUUAA
This is a messenger RNA of Acanthoscelides obtectus, 502 nucleotides long. Lineage: Eukaryota; Metazoa; Arthropoda; Insecta; Coleoptera; Chrysomelidae. The record is from the annotation of a GenBank genome assembly.